Messenger RNA from Sycon ciliatum, 723 nucleotides. Its product is annotated as bactericidal permeability-increasing protein-like. NCBI's taxonomy places the organism in Eukaryota, Metazoa, Porifera, Calcarea, Leucosolenida, Sycettidae. Gene Ontology annotation, molecular function: lipid binding. The record is from RefSeq and is a predicted model, not a curated record.
GAACUUAUCACCGGGAUCAGCUGAGCUAGCACCAACAAGUGACAUCCACUAAAAUGCUGUGGUGUAGAUUAUAAUAAUUAUUAUUUGUAGUGCAUGCAGCAGUCAGAGACUCAGAGUCAGUCGAUUUUUGUCAUUUUGUGGUGAAGUGGAGAAAAGAAGAGGAACGUGGAUUUUGUUGCUGACUGAGUUGCACUGAGUUGCAAUCAUGAAUACUCUCGUCUUGACGUUGCUGCUGUGUCUGGCAGUAGGCAACCCGGCCGUCUCCGGUACGGAACCGGGAUUUCGCACAGCCAUCACGGAGAAAGGAUUCGACUACGUGAGAUCGGUAGGCAUUCCCAUGUUGGAGAAGCAAUUAUCUGGUAUGUCUAUAUCAGAUCAAAAGGGCAAAGCCAGUUCACCAAUAGGGAAGAUCGAUUACACAGUGUCAAGCAUCAAGGGUGGUACGAUGUCCAUUCCGAAGUCCUCCAUUACCCUGGCAUCGAGCAGCGGUAUUACCAUCUCGGCAUCGGAUGCGUCGCUAGCUGUGAAGGCCGAUUGGCAUUAUCGCAUGGAAUCGUGGCCACAUGUGUCGGACCACGGCAGCUGUGAUAUUUCUGUCUCUAGUGUUAGCCUGACAUUCAACGUUGUUCUUGGGAAGGAUAGCAGUGGGCAUGCUACAGUAUCGGCAGGAUCCUGUCAUGCUGACAUCGGGCACAUGGAUGUGAAGUUUCACGGAGGCGCAAG